AUGAAAAUAUUCAUUUAUUUUAGUACACAAUGCACUUUCUUUUUUCCAAAUAUUAAUGAUACGUUAUUGACUUUUCAAUUUCAUCUUAAGCAUUCAUUUUUAUCUUUAUGCAAAAAUCAAUCAUGUCUAAAAGAAUUAUAUAGUAAUAUUUAUGAACAACUUCAAAAUAUAACAUAUUUUACAAUAGAAAUAGAUAAUGAGUUUAUCGAAUUUAAUUUAUGUUCAAUUAUUAAUUUCCCAUAUACCGAAAAUUCAUCAACAGAUAAUUAUGAUGAAUAUUCAUCAUUGACAUCAACCGUUUAUUCAGUUACAACAUCAUCACAACCACCAAAUACUUAUCUACAAAAUAAAUGGACAAGAGUUGAAAAUAUGUUUGAAUAUCUUAUGUAUCAUAGAAGUACAUAUAUUCCACAAGAUAAUUCUAUUAUUAUUACCGGUGGAACUCGAAAUGAAUUUAUCUAUUUUAAUACUAUUCAAAAAUAUAUUAUUUCUAAUCAAUCAUUUGUGAUGAAUUUACAUAGAUCAAUGAAAAUUAAACGUGUACUUCAUUCUGCUGAUCUAUUACCAUUAUUAGGUUUAGUUCUUCUUACUGGUGGAACAUCAAUAUCGACACCAAAAGAACAAAUUACAGCAGAAUUAUUAGAUCCAAUAUCAGGUGAAAUAACAUCAAUUGAAAUGUUAACAAAUCGACGAUAUCAUACAUCUGUAGUCAUUCCAUUCGAUAAUAAGGUUCUUUUACUUGGUGGUCAUAAUUAUUCAUCUACUAUUCUUUCUACUGGUGAUUUAUUCAAUGGUAAACAUUUUAUACCAAUAGUAAAUACAAUGAUGGUUCGACGUAUUUAUCAUACAGCAACAUAUAUACCAACAAUCAAUAAGAUCCUAAUUAUAGGUGGAAGAGAUAAUGAGAAUAACAGACGAAAUACAUAUAGUACAAUGGAAUUUUAUGAUGUAGAAACAAAUAUGUUUGAAAUCUUACCAAAUAUAACAAUGUCAAUGGCACGAGCUCGACAUACAGCUACGUAUAUUCCAUUUCCUAAAGAUCAAAUUCUUAUCAUUGGUGGAGAAAAUAAUGAUAUAUAUCAUAUAAAUAGUUGGGAAUUAUUUGAUAUUAAAACUUUAUCAUUUAUUUAUAAAGGUACUAUACAAUAUGGACGUUUUGAUCAUCAUGCUACUUUAUUAAAUAAUAAUCAUGAUAUUUUAAUUACAGAUGGUUUUUCAAAUACUCUUUCAAUUGUUCCAUCGGAAAUUCUGAAUCUAAAAACAAUGUUAUCUUGUCAAGCAGCAACAAUGAAUAAAAUUAGAGAAGCUUUUACAACUACUUUAAUUCCAUCGACUGGUGAAGUACUUGUAUGUGGUGGUCGAGAUAUUUCAUAUAAUACAUUAAAUAGUUGUGAACUUUAUACUCCUUAA
Adineta steineri is the source of this 1410-nucleotide messenger RNA. The record is from the annotation of a GenBank genome assembly. Lineage: Eukaryota; Metazoa; Rotifera; Eurotatoria; Adinetida; Adinetidae.